Messenger RNA from Dreissena polymorpha, 2304 nucleotides. RefSeq lists its product as uncharacterized. NCBI's taxonomy places the organism in Eukaryota, Metazoa, Mollusca, Bivalvia, Myida, Dreissenidae. The transcript has 4 exons. The coding region runs from base 1 to 2304 and encodes 767 amino acids. The record is from RefSeq and is a predicted model, not a curated record.
AUGACCCUGGAAGACUAUGAACGAGGCGUAGCAGAUCUUCGCCAACGUUUGAUGCAACAUUACAAUGAUACGACUUGCAAUGUGCCACUUUCAAACUUAGAUCUCAGUCUUGAUAAGCAAAUUACAGACAUGUAUGCAACGCCUAAAAUACACCGAAUCAAAAUAGAAAAAGAUGGCAAACGCGUGAAAACAAAAGAACUGUUGCUGACUUACAAAGAAAUAUUCUGCAAAGACGACCGAUCAAAUCAAAGAAUAUACAUACAGGGCGAACCAGGUAGAGGAAAAUCUACGUUUGCAGUUAAGUUAGUGUAUGAUUGGUGCAAUGAAAAUCAGCCUUUAUCAACUCCCACAGAAAAUCCAACGUUUGAAUAUAGCUUAAUUUUGCCCAAUGAAAACCAGCUCUCAUCGGCAGCUCCCGAAAACAUUCAAGCAUUUUCAGAUUGUUCAACACUUCAGAAAUUCAAGUUUGUAUUUUUCAUCACGUUAAGAGAUUCGAGGGAUCAGACAGAUGUAACACAGAUGAUAAAGAAGCAGCUUAUUGAUAGCAUGUUUUCUGAAGACGAACGCGCCGAUGUGUACACACUUCUUUUACAAAUAAUAAAAACUGAAUUGUGUCUUGUAGUAAGAGAAGGUUUAGACGAAUGGGUGUCCCCUAGUAACCUAGCUAAACCUUCAAUGGCUGGAUUUCAGAAGGACACAUGCACGGUACUUACAACAUCUCGACCAUGGAAACUGGCUGAGGAACACCUAAGGAACUCCCAAAUUGACACUCUGUUAGAGAUCGAGGGGAUAAUCAGUCCAUACUCAUUUAGUAAAAAUAUUCUUCGAUGCAUACUUGACCAGACGCAGAAUCUAGAAAAAACUGUGGAUGAAUUUGAGUCUUUCAUAAACAGUUGUAAGCUCAGAUCGUUAUCAUCCUCACCAAUGUUGUACGCGUUGGUGAUCUGCACGUGGGUUGACACGAUUGGGGAGGAAGAACAUUUGAAAGGAUCAUCAUUUUGUGCACUUUACACAACUCUGCUCGAAAGUCUUUUCAAAAAGGCAAACAGUGCAAUUGGUUAUUUUAACGAUUCCAAUGCACCUCCAGUGCAAUGUUUUUCUAGAACAUACCACCUACAGCCAAACAUUGAACUCUUAAAUAAGCUCGCUGGUGCAGCUUGCAAAUUGUUAUUUUCUUUUGAAAGAGAAACAGCUAUUGUAUUCAAUGAUAUAACAUUGUCUAACUAUUUUUCUUAUGAAGAGUUUACGGAUUGCAAGAUGUUUGCACUUAAGGCAGGAAUAUUAACAAACAAGAAAGAGAAAAGUCGGGCAGAUAACUCCAACUCGUUCAUACACAAAACUGUACAGGAAUUUCUCGCAGCAUAUCAUAUCGCCUGCAAUCCAGACGUCAUUGAUGACAUCAUUUCCAGAUAUCUUAAAUGCUACAGUAAUUUAUAUCUCGACAUAUCGGAAGUUCUCAUAUUUUUGUGUGGAAUGAACAUUUCCGCUGCGAAUAAAAUGUCGGCUUUGAUGAAUCAAUGUGACGUUGAUCAUCGUGGUCCUUCAGUGUAUUACGCCAGUGCGUUUCAGAGAGUCAUUGAGUCUGGAAUCAGAGAGGCAGUAGCCAACAAGCAGGAUGACAUUCGCCUGAAGCUCAGUCACUUUUACAUUACUCCAAGCAACUUGAGAGAUUUAAACUUGAUAUGGUCUACAAACACGUCCAAUGUGAAUUCAUUGACAUUGGAUAUACCGCGGAGUUUACUUUCACGUGAUGAGCAAACAUCUCAUUUUGAAGUAAACCUGUCAUCGUGCCACCAGUUGAAAUGGUUACGUUUAAAGGGAAACGGCAUAUGGCUUAGAGAUACAGCCAGUUCAGACACAUCGAAGCAUCCAGCCUCCAUUGUUCUAAACAAAGCAGAUCAAGUCCAGUGUGCAGACCCUCGUCCAGUACUGCCCUCACUAGAACGCAUUGAUUUAUAUGAUGUCGCAUGCUCCUCUACCUCGCUACAUAGUCUGUUCAGCACUCUGUUGACAUGCGAUCAUAAGGUGGUGUGUGAGCUGAAAUGUGACAUAACUUCGUGUACUGAGCGCGUUUCAUCCGAAAUACAGACGGGUAAACGUACAUUUAACAUGCACAUGAAUAAAUAUAACAGCCCCAGGCUGUGGGAGGGUCUCAAUGGUCUGAAUAUUAAGAGUCUGACUCUGAUGACAGUUUUGUUGGAUGAUUUCGAAGUGAAUCAUGUAGAGUGGUUGUCGCAGAGUGAUUGGAUGGAUGAUUUCGAAGUGAAUCCUGAAGAGUCGUAUUUCGAAGUGAAUCACUAUUGA